AUGAAUGAGUAUGAAGUUGAUUUUUUUAAAUCACUGAUUGAGGAGCGCCCUGUUCUUUGGGACACUAGUAACAGAGAUUAUAAAAAUACAUUCCUCAAACAAGAAGCUUGGAAGAACAUUGACCAAGUUGGUUCCUCGGGACUGAAUAGCUUUCAGGCAGAAUCAGAGAAGUUAAAUAAGGAAGCAAUUGAUGGCUCAAGUCGUCGUGAUGUUCAGGAUAAGGAUAAUAUUUGGCAUGGUUGGUCUCCAGCUGCACUUAAAACCAAAAUGUCGGAUGCACUAGUUACAAAAAAAGGGGAGCCUAACAUGGCUUCGCAGGAGAAGACAAAGACCAAGGGCUUCAAUAGCUGA
Molecule: messenger RNA, 351 nt
Organism: Parnassius apollo (apollo)
Lineage: Eukaryota; Metazoa; Arthropoda; Insecta; Lepidoptera; Papilionidae
Source: the annotation of a GenBank genome assembly